UAAAGCAGUGCCCUAAGAUUACUAGUCGCAUUACCAUUUAAACUAUGUUGUUUACAGCAAACGGUGAGAUAGGAUCACAAUUGCAUGCACAAUGAGUAUAAUGAAGUUAUAAGUUAUGUAUUCUACACACCAACUUAAAGGCCGCGCAAAACAGUGACUAAUCUGUGCCGCAGUCGUGUUUUGAAUGCACAAUACGCUUGAAGCUGUAGAAUGGCUCUAAAGCUUCUCGAGAACAAACUUCUAUUUCGGCGAAAUAAUGUAAUAAGGUAAUAAGUGCAAAAUCAAUUGCAAUACUUUGUUCAAAGAGUUGCAUUUCUUGGUUAUUUUUUUUUAUUUUGAAGUCUGCAGAUCGAUGAGCUAGUGAGCGAAAAGCGAAGAAAGAUGGGAUUUGCUGUGACUGAAAACCACGACACCAAACCACUAAUUCAACCGACCUGGCACACCUGCCUGAAGCGCUGGUGUGCGUCCUGGCUCCACUGGCCAAGGGUGCAGCGGCGGGCCAGUCGCGAGGAUUGGCUGUUCAAUGGCACCUUUCACGAAGCGUCCCGCGGCGUACUGAUGAUGGCUCAGCUGUUCUCCAUCAUGCCCGUCUGUGGCAUACUGGCGAAGGAUCCGCGAAAGUUACGCUUUUCCUACACGGCGGGCCGUGCGUUCUACGCCUACUUUUGUGCGAUUGGCAUCGGUUUUCUCGCGACCAUGUCGGUGUACUUUUUCGCCAGCAAGCGGUACCACUUUCAGAAGAUGGUGACGGCGUUCUUCUACUGCUACAACCUGUAUGCCAUGUAUCGGUUCGGGCGGCUCGGUCAACGGUGGCCAGCGUUGAUGGUGAAGUGGGCCCGCGUCGAUGACUCGUUGCCACCGCAGAAGGGUCUAUUUGAGCGGGCGGUACUGGCGUACCGGAUUAAGCUCUGCUCGAUCAUGGUGAUGGCACUGUCGCUGUCCGAGCAUUUGCUCUCGAUCGUGGCGGCGGUACACUACUCGAACAACUGUCCCGCCGUGCACGAUCCGUACGAAGCGUUCUUCAAGUCCAACUUUGCAUUCGUGUACUACUACUUCCCGUACUCGACGUGGCGCGGCUUUCUGACCAAAUUCUUCAACGUGAUUUGCAAUUUUAUGUGGAGCUAUGUCGAUUUGUUUGUGAUCGUCAUCAGCAUGGGUUUGUCGCACGCCUUUCGACGCAUCAACGCCCAUCUGUUCCUGCACAAACGAGAGAAAAUGACGGAGCAGUUCUGGGGCGAACAGCGGCAAAAGUAUAGGAAUGUGUGCGAUCUUGUGACGACGGUGGACGAUCACAUCUCCGCCAUCACGAUGCUCUCCAUUUCGAACAAUCUGUUCUUCAUCUGCGUUCAAAUCCUCAACAGCAUGAACUCGCGACCCACCCUGGUGCACACCGUGUACUUCUGGUUCAAUCUGAUCAUUCUCAUCGGCCGUACGCUAGCCGUUGCCAUGUUUGCGGCGGAAGUGAACGACGAAUCAAAGCGCCCGAUCGAGGUACUGCGAACGAUUCCACGCGAGGGCUGGUGCCUGGAGGCGAAACGGUUCGCCGAGGAGGUGACGACCGAUACGGUCGCCCUGACCGGGCUCAAGUUUUUCAGCAUGACCCGCCAGCUGGUGCUGAACGUGACGGGGGCAAUCAUCACGUACGAGCUGGUGCUGAUACAGUUCCACAAGGACGAAGCAUCGGAUGUGGAUUUGUGUAAGCUAAAGCGCAUGGACACGUUGUAAGCGUGGUUCCGAAUUGUUGCUGCCCUUGUAUACGAUGAGGACGAUUGGUCGCUUUCCGUGUUUUUUGUCGUUGGACGUCGUUUGCUGUUUGUGUAGUUUGUAUUCGAUGUACUCGUACCGUAGCCGUUCCAUGUUGAGUGUGAGUGUAGUGCCACUCCCGAGAGCUUGCCUCUAAUAUGGUUUCCCUUUUUUUGGGUUUUGAUAUAAUUUCAGGUUUAUUCGACCCGUUUGAUGACAAAUACUAAUAGUGUAAGCAUUCUGUUGCUUGUGUGAGCGUGCUUUGGAUGUUUGCUGUUUACUAUUUUUAUUGGCGUUCAUCCUUUCCCGAUAACCCUUCCGGAAAGGGGAAACUAUUUCCAGCGAACAGUGGCGAAAGACUGUAUCUUAUUUACCUCUCUAAAGACCCACGGUUCAAAUUUGAUCAUCUAGGCUUCGCUUCAAAAAUCAAACUCCGAACCAUCCUUCCUGGAAGCGUCUCUAGCGAGACAUCUUUAAGAGGGUAUUUGGUAUUAAACCGGCACCAUCCUUCGCUUCGGUUUCGGGAAAAGGGCUGAAAUCUAAUCGAUUGUAAACGCUCCAACCAAGCAUGCCGAGCUCAUUAAUAAACAAUCGUUUCGGUAUCAAUUUUGCAUACCGUCUGUGCUGUCUCGCCUGGAAUGCAAAUGUGUGAAAAAGUGUACCGAAAAAAAUAGUAAUAAAAAAACGAUGCUUUGCCUGAUUAUCUGCAUUUUUUUUUUUUGUAAAACCACGCCAUGGAGGGCCGAUAUUCAUCAUCUUUUCUCGAUAACUUUAUGCAAAGUUGAUUCUUCCGCUGAGACGAAAGACGCCGUCGGUUUAGUUCGCUGACCGGACUGGACGGGCAAAUGAAUGUGGAAAAUUUAAUUAAAUGGAAAUGAGCAGCAGUGGCAGCAUGGGUUUCAGUAUCGCCCGCCCCAAAUGCCCGAUCUCGUUCGGUGAUGAAAACUCACACCCCCUUCCCCCCUCCCCGCCUGUUGGGGCCAGUGUGACGACACACCGAAAAUGAAUUAACUCCAACGCACUAAUGGCGAUCGAUGCUUGGGAGGAAGCUUGCAUCUAGGCUAAUUUAAUAAUAAUUGUCCGGACGGAGGUCACGCAGCCGGUGCCCCGUGGACGGAAGCGACCUUUCUCACGUGCAGAUGGCACGGAAUGAUGGUGUUUAUUACGGUCAGCUUUUAGAGUGGUAGGUAGCCAGUAACAGAACGGUCGAAAAGACAACAGCCACCAUGGGUCAAGUUUGUGCGGCGCUACGUUUCGGAGGUCAUGAAAACGUCAUGAUCACAUUCGAGAAGGG
Messenger RNA from Anopheles coluzzii, 3037 nucleotides. RefSeq names its product gustatory receptor for sugar taste 64e-like. The coding region runs from base 382 to 1725 and encodes 447 amino acids. The record is from RefSeq and is a predicted model, not a curated record. Gene Ontology annotation, molecular function: sweet taste receptor activity. Gene Ontology annotation, cellular component: membrane. The transcript has 3 exons. Gene Ontology annotation, biological process: detection of chemical stimulus involved in sensory perception of taste; sensory perception of sweet taste. NCBI's taxonomy places the organism in Eukaryota, Metazoa, Arthropoda, Insecta, Diptera, Culicidae.